GCCCCAGGCCGCCAUGGCGGGGAAGAAGUUCUCGUCCUACCACCUCGCUGCGGCCCUCCGCCGAGAGCCGGACCCCGCCGCCGCGCUGCGCCUCUUCCUCAACCCCCCGACCUCCACCAUCCCAUCCUCGGCGCCGUUCCGCUACUCCCUCCGCUGCUACGACCUCAUCAUCUCCAAGCUCGCCGCCGCGCGCCUCUUCCCGGCCAUGGAGUCCGUCCUCUCCCGCCUCGCCUCCUCCUCGGUUCCCCGUCCCCGCGAGCAGCUCCUCUGCCGCGUCAUCUCCGCAUACGGCCGCGCCCGCCUACCCGCCGCCGCGCGCCGCGCCUUCGCGCACCCGGCCUUCCCCGAGCCCCGCACCGCCCGGGCGCUCAACACCCUCCUCCACGCCCUGCUCGCCUGCCGCGCCCCCCUCAGCGACCUCCUCGCGGUCUGCCGCGACGCCAGGAUCCCGCCCGACGCGUGCACCUACAACAUCCUCAUGCGCGCGGCGGCAGCGUCGGGCUCCCUCGAGCACACGCGCCGCCUGUUCGAUGAAAUGCUGCGCCUGGGCAUCGCGCCGACUGUCGACACGUUUGGCACCAUUGUCGCCGCGCUAUGCGACGCCGGCCAACUGGAAGAGGCAUUCGAGGUGAAGGAUGCCAUGGUCAGGCGGCACGACGUGUCUCCAAAUGCCCAUGUGUACGCCAGUCUCGUGAAGGGGCUAUGCCAGAGAGGGGAGGUGGAUGCCGCAGUGAGGCUCAAGGAUGAGAUGGCGAGCAAACCAGAACUCUUGCAAAAUUCAGCCGUCUAUGGGGCACUUGUACGAGCAUUUUUCCGGGCAGGGCGCAAAGGUGAGGUAGAUGGAUUGCUGGAGGAGAUGAAGAGGAGGGGGAUUGUGCCCCAUAGGGACAGGGUGGUGUACAAUGCGAUCAUUGCGGGCUUUUGCGAGGACGAGAGGGAUCCCAGUGCUGCAUUUGCUGUGCUUGAUGACAUGCAGAAGUGUGGGUGCAAGCCGGUUGCGGUGACCUAUAAUACGUUGGUUGCGGGUCUGUGCAAGUCGGGGCGGUGGCAGGACGCGAAUGAAUUGGUUGAAGAUAUGCCGAGGCGGGGCUGCACUCCGAAUGUGGUGACCUACAGAAUGCUCUUUGAUGGAUUGUGCUCUGCUGGUGAGUUUCAUGAGGCAAACCGGGUUCUGUCUGAGAUGGUUUUCAAGGGUUUUGCACCGAGCAAGGAUGGUGCGAGUAAGUUUGUUGAGGGGAUUGAGAAGGAAGGAGAUGCAGUAUUGCUGGAGUCGGUGUUGUGCCAACUAGCAAAGGUGAAUGCUUUGGAGUCAAGUGGAUGGGAGAAAGCUAUGAGUGGUGUUCUGAAUGAUCCUGUGGAGCUGAGUAUUGAGAAGCCGCUAGCUUCUAUAAGAUUUGCUUGAUUAGAUUUCUUCAUGGACUUAAUCAAUGGCUGGUAAACGAAGGGCAGGAGGUUGGACAGGUAAGUUCCACGUGCCAAUGUAUCACAAUUUUGUACCGCAUAUGUAUCACAAUGUUGAAUUCAGAUCUAGCCAUCUAGGGGCUACUGUACACAAACAGGGUACUUGGCUUUGGCUAUCAAAGUAUAUACUUAGACCUGAUGCUUAAAUAGAUUUACACGCAAUUUAUUUGUAAAUGAAAGGCGAUUCCAAUUGAAAAACCAUAACAAGUUCCUAUAGCCUCGUAGACUUCGCACAAGGUAGGGUGAGUUGAUAUCCAGAACAUUUGGGGUUCGUUAAAAUUCGAAAUAACAGAAUCCCCCAGCAGAGUUUCUGAUUGUAAAGGGCGUGAUUGGUCCUCAUGCCAUCCAUGUCUACUUGUCUAGCCUUGCUUGGCAAGGUUGGAGGACAAGCCAGUAUAUUUGGUUUCUUUGCUUGGUUUGAAUUUGAGCGAAGCAAGCAAGAAAUUACCUGCUUUUAACUAAGGGAGUGACCAAUUGGCUCUCUUCUCCUCACAAGGUUUGUCUUAUACCAAGCUAGUAGGCAAAGAAACUAAACGUGCGCCCAGUGAUAUCAACCUGGCCAAUUUCAUUCUCCAAUUCUCCUUGUUAAAUGCAUUGAACUAACUCCUAGGUUGUGGAAAAGCUUUUAUCUGUCUGGAAGCAGAUUGUCAGUGAACGCACUCAUUUUUAUAAUAACGUGGACUCAUUUUUUUUAAAUAAAUGCACCAGUGGUCCUUAGACUUAUUUAGAAACCUAGCUGACACUAUGGGACAAACUAAGGACAAAUAGGGAUUUUACUCAUUUUCAUAGGUAAUCUAAUUGCUUUGAUAUUUUUUCAUUUGUCAAACAGGUCAGGUUGAACUUGGGACAGUAGUUGUAUCAAUUGCUGUGUAUAAUCAGGUCUCAAGAAUUACAAUAUUUCUCUUGUUAGUGUCACAACAUCAUUUCUUGCUGUCGAAGAUACCAGCACUACAUGGUAUAGUAUAAUUCUUAGUGUCUCCAUUUUGUUUCUUUCAAGUGAUUCAGAAAAGUCAGAUGAUGGAUUUGAUGGCAAUACACAUCCCCCGUGUUAAGGAACCAAGCCUAGGGAUGAAUUGGUCGAAGGUUACUGCUCCCUCCAUCCUAAAUUAUUGGUCGUUUUGGCUUUUCUAGAUACAUAGAUUUUGCUAUGCACCUAGACAUAAUAUAUAUCUAGAAAAACUAAAACGACUAAUAAUUUGGGACGGAGGAAGUAUCAAGCAAAUAUUUAUGUAAUUACUUAUUUUUGAGCAAGAUCAACUUCCUGCAGGGCAG
Molecule: messenger RNA, 2733 nt
Organism: Panicum hallii
Lineage: Eukaryota; Viridiplantae; Streptophyta; Magnoliopsida; Poales; Poaceae
Product: putative pentatricopeptide repeat-containing protein At1g53330
Exons: 2
Coding region: 14-1402 (462 amino acids)
Molecular function (GO): protein binding
Source: RefSeq, a predicted model, not a curated record